Molecule: messenger RNA, 1053 nt
Organism: Diutina rugosa
Lineage: Eukaryota; Fungi; Ascomycota; Pichiomycetes; Serinales; Debaryomycetaceae
Exons: 1
Coding region: 1-1053 (350 amino acids)
Molecular function (GO): metal ion binding
Source: RefSeq, a predicted model, not a curated record
AUGCCGGAGCUGUUGUUUGAAAAGACAUACGCUUAUCCUUCGAAGUCAUUGCAUUCCAACAUCCUGGAGUGGCUUGCGCCGAAACUGGUGCUCGCUACAGAGUUGGGGCUCGAUGAAGAUGUGACUGCGGCCGGAUCUAAUACUGCCCCCCUGACAAUGCCGCUGGACACCCAUAUACCUCAGUUUGAUUAUAACGAACUGAUCCGCUGCCCCCGGUUUGUUAAAGCUGAUGUGAUUGUCCUGGAAGGAACUAAUAAUUCAGACUCCCAAUGGUCAUUCUCAUCGUCUGGUGGCGAUAGUUUGGUGACACCUUCAGUACAGAAGACACUGUCGCAUACAUCUUCGUCGCAAACGAAUCAGACAUAUACUCCGGCUAAAGUUGACCUAACGCCACCACGUCGAGUUCUGAUUUGUGAUAACGACGAUGAGGCGCUGCUAUUGCUUGAGCAAUACACUCAUAACAAUUGCAUAUAUCAAAAACCACAACGGAAGCCGAUUCAACUUGGAACUCCCGCGGUGCUUCGACCAAUCAGGCUGAUGCCGUCCCUUCCUACUGUCCUGCUAGAUGAGUUAGAUUAUCUGGCAAUUGUUGAUUUGGAAUACAAGGGGGCUCCAACCAAAAGGCACUGGAUACCAAAUAGUACAACCUCAAAUUGCAUGAAGUGUUACCACCAAUUUGCCACCAUACCCUUAAUAGGACAAGGUUGUCUGCGUCAUCAUUGUCGUGUAUGCGGUGGGCUCUACUGCAGUCGGUGUAUUGCUACUGGCUCCAACGUUACCAUUGAUCGCCAGGCGCGAUUUGUUUAUAAUGUAACAGGAGUUUCGUCCGCCUCCAAAGUUUGCCAUCGAUGCGUGGGAGUGUAUCGUCGAUUACAGACGGAAGUUAAAAAUCGAAAUUUGACAACGCCUAUCAACGUUACCAACCCGUUCAUUCAAAGAUCCAACUGUAUCGUCUUCAAUGACGGCGAUGACUUGAGAUUGCCCGUGGAACAGAAGCCGUCUAAGCGAUUGAGCAUAGUUCCUGAUGAUGGAAUUGUGUGGCUGUCAUUUUGA